AUGAAGUUUGAUACUUUUGCUGAACGUUUUGGUAUCAAGUAUACUAUUUUAGUUGAAGGGAUUGAUGAGGUUUUAGUGAAAAUUUUGGGCAUGAACUACUUCAUUGAAGGUCUAGAUGACGAUCUUACUGAAAAAGAAAUUACAGAAUAUUUAAAUUAUGAAGUUUCAUCAUUCAAAAACGAGAUAAAAAUAUAUGAUGCAAUUGAGAAGUUCAAUAUCCUCAACCCACAUUUGACCAUAAAUGUUCCAAGAAUAUUGGGGAGUGGGAAAAUGAUUCUAUCAUCUAAUGGAAAUUUUUUAUUUGGUGGUUAUUAUCUAGCAAUGGAAAAUCUCGGAGAAAUCAAACCAACUACGUCUGACCAAUUCUGA
This is a messenger RNA of Saccharomycopsis crataegensis, 369 nucleotides long. RefSeq lists its product as uncharacterized. The record is from RefSeq and is a predicted model, not a curated record. NCBI's taxonomy places the organism in Eukaryota, Fungi, Ascomycota, Saccharomycetes, Ascoideales, Saccharomycopsidaceae. Bases 1 to 369 code for a protein of 122 amino acids. The transcript has a single exon.